This is a messenger RNA of Patiria miniata (bat star), 1523 nucleotides long. RefSeq names its product G-protein coupled receptor moody-like. Gene Ontology annotation, molecular function: G protein-coupled receptor activity. Gene Ontology annotation, cellular component: membrane. The transcript has a single exon. NCBI's taxonomy places the organism in Eukaryota, Metazoa, Echinodermata, Asteroidea, Valvatida, Asterinidae. Gene Ontology annotation, biological process: G protein-coupled receptor signaling pathway. Bases 1 to 1050 code for a protein of 349 amino acids. The record is from RefSeq and is a predicted model, not a curated record.
AUGGAGCUGCCGAUUAAUACAUCGGUUAGUUAUCUCAACGGGACAUUGUACACGUACCCCGAGCUGAUCUUCUUUUCCGUUGGGUUCUCUAUCUUGAUAGUCCUGUCAAUCAUUGGUAACAGUCUGGUGUUGGUUGCCGUGGCCCGUACCAAGAAACUCCAGAACGUCACCAACGUGUUCGUGGUCAACCUGAGCGUGACUGAUUGUCUGUCCAGUUUUGUUUUUCCCUGGAGUGUGCUGGGCAUGGCGAGUACCACACCGGGCUACCCGUUGGAGUCCGAUGUUCCGUGCGUUGCAGCGGGCGGUCUUCUGUUAAUUGCUGUAGGAUGCAGUGUGAACACCCUUGCAAACAUCGCCCUGAACAGAUGCAUCCUGAUCACCAGGCCUAAGGAGACCUACCAGUGGCUGUACACACCCAAGAAGAAUGCCCUAAGGGUCUUGGUGUCCUGGUUCGUUCCCUUCUGUGCCACCGUGGUGCCGCCGCUUUGCGGAGUCGGAGAUCUCGGUUUCGAUCCAGAAAGUCGCACCUGCAAUGACGUGGACACCCACCCGAGAGCAGCUGCCUACGACAAGGUUCAGUUUGCGUUCAUUUAUCCUGUCCCACUCCUUGUGAUCAUCGUGUCCUACAUCCUGAUCUGGCGACACGUGAAACGACACUUUAGGACUCGCCGUAAUAACUCAAUCAGUUUGCAGUCAAUAACCAACCCCUUGACUUCAAAGCCAGACGCCUCUGAUACCACCGUCAGUAGCUCCCAGAAACCUCGCGAGGAGUCUCCAAGACAUUGCGGGAGUUCACGUCAUCUUAGCCGCAUGAGGAACGAUCAGCUGGCAAUCACCAAGAAUCUCUUCGUGGUAGUCUUAGCCUUCUUGGUUUGUUUUUCUCCCCUUUGCUUCAUGGUGGUUACAAACAGCAAUCAUCGUUAUCACCUGUACGGCGGGUUGUUCCUAUUCGCGAGCGGCUGCGUCAAUCCCGUCAUUUAUGCCGCCAAGCAUCCGCAUUUCAGGCCAGUCUUGCGAUCCAUGAUCAGAUGCAGAUAUUCCAGAGAGUGAGUGGGAUAAAAUAACUUCAUAAUUAUCUAUCGUGAUGAUGUUGUUAAUAAACUCUGUGUGAUCAAUCAUAGAUCAUUUGUUUCAUAGUGCUUGUAAUAUUGGCAGUGAUAGGACUCGAGUCCAGGACUCGGACUCGAGUCACAUUUUUCGAGACUCGGACUCGGACUCGAGGCUUGUGACUCGAGACUCGAGGUUUGUGACUCGGGACUCGGACUCGCACUCGACGUUGGUGACUCGACUACAACACUGAAUAUUGGCUUAUAUAUUCGCCCAAUGAUGUAAUUUUUUAUUAUUUUGUACUUGGAACGUUUUAUCCAGAUUCAAUGUGGCACAUUGCUUUGGAGCCCGUACUUAAAGACGUUAAUUAAGCAUACGCAAACCAAAAUACAAGUUUCACAAAUACAUAAAAAUACAAAUUAUAGUCAAAGGUUUAAACAUUGAUUAAAGACUUAGCACUGUUUAAAUCACCAACA